AUGAACCGAACGGCCAACCCCCGCCGAGCGGCAACCCGUCGACUCAACGACGAGAACGUCAUUCCACGAGCUACCAAUGCCGUGCGAGCAGCCAAGCCAACAACGCGCAGUGGCAUUACCCAGAAGGAAGGCAACAUCAAGGAGGUCAACGGCAAGGUCGACUCCAAGCGCACUCGGAACGCCCUCGGGGCAAUUGGUCACAACGAGGCUCCUGCACCAGUCCAGAAUGGCAAGGUGUCACAGACCCAGCGUCAACCACUGGCCAACAGGUCACAGGUCCACAAUGUUUACCCAUCCAACACCAGACCCAUCGCACCCGUCCCAGCUCGCACACGGCCAGACCGCGCCACGGCGGUCGGGGACAGGGGGGACUUUAUGGCGGGCAUGGACGUCGACCACGGGAUCAUGCUCGACGAGGCGUUCGAGACAGAUGAUGACACUGUGCGAGCGAUGAGCGACGACGAGCUCGACAUGGAAGAAGAAGACUGGACACGGUUGUCUACAGAGGAGGCGAUCAACGCCGACAACGAGAUCGACCGGAUCAGGCUUCACUUUGAAGACGACAUCGACGAGUUUGACACGACAAUGGUGGCAGAGUACGCCGACGAGAUUUUCAAGCACAUGGAAAUCAUGGAGGGGUUGGUCAUGCCGAACCCCAACUACAUGGCGUUCCAGACAGAGACGGACUGGACGAUGCGCACAACCCUGAUUGACUGGUUGUUGCAGGUGCACAUGCGGUACCACAUGCUUCCAGAGACGCUUUGGAUUGCCGUAAACAUCAUUGACCGCUUCCUGUCUGUGCGGGUUGUGUCACUGAGCAAGCUUCAGCUUGUAGGCGUGACAGCCAUGUUCAUCGCCGCCAAGUACGAGGAGAUUUUGGCGCCCAGUGUCGACGAGUUUGUCUUCAUGACCGAGAACGGCUACACCAAGGACGACAUUCUCAAGGGCGAGCGCAUCGUCCUUCAGACUCUCGACUUCAACGUGUCGCAGUACUGCUCGCCAUACUCGUGGGUGCGCCGCAUCUCCAAAGCGGACGACUACGACAUCCAGACGCGAACACUCUCAAAGUUCCUCAUGGAGGUGACGCUGCUCGACCACCGCUUCCUGCGCUGCAAGCCGAGUAUGAUCGCGGCCAUCGGCAUGUACCUCUCGCGCAAGAUGCUCGGGGGGACGUGGGACGACGCUUUCGUCUUCUACUCGAACUUCACGGAGCGCCAGCUCAUCCCUGGUGCCGUGCUUCUCUGCGAGCGGCUUGUCGAGGAGGGUUUCGACAAGGUCUACGUCUACAAGAAGUACGCGAACAAGAAGUUCCUGAGAGCCUCGACGUUUGCCGUCGACUGGGCUCACACCCACGCCGAGACGACCUGGGCUUCUCAAGAAUGA
Messenger RNA from Cutaneotrichosporon cavernicola, 1383 nucleotides. RefSeq lists its product as uncharacterized. Gene Ontology annotation, molecular function: cyclin-dependent protein serine/threonine kinase regulator activity. The record is from RefSeq and is a predicted model, not a curated record. Gene Ontology annotation, cellular component: spindle pole body; nucleus; cytoplasm. The transcript is spliced from 7 exons. Gene Ontology annotation, biological process: regulation of cyclin-dependent protein serine/threonine kinase activity; mitotic cell cycle phase transition. Lineage: Eukaryota; Fungi; Basidiomycota; Tremellomycetes; Trichosporonales; Trichosporonaceae. Bases 1 to 1383 code for a protein of 460 amino acids.